UAUUUUUUAUUUUUUAGUUAUUCUAUAUUAAUUUUUAAUACUUGAUUGUUGCUGUUUUAAUGUAGGUUUAGAAUAGUUAGAUUGAUGCUAAUUGUAUUUGUAUAGAAUGGCACUUGAAAGCAAUUUUUGAGUUAGUGAGCAUUGGUUUAUCCCAUGGGAUUGGCUCAAUUUUGUUGUGGUUGGCUCUCUUUUGAUGCUAGUGUUGUGACUAAGGGAUCAUUGAACUAUUUAUUUUGUUGCACUUAGCUAAUAGGUUAUGUGAUAGUGUGAUUAGAUAAUAGGUUCAGUCAAUCUGACAACUAUGCACCCAACACAAGAAUUCAAAUUUGUAGAUAUGACCUGUGAGUAUGCAUACUGGAGAAAGAGAGAAGAAAAUUUGUGAGGAAAAAGAUUAAAGUGGAAUAACAACAUCGUCGUUGAAAAACAGAAAAUGGCUGCAUCAGUGUCUCUGCUUCGAAAACCUAGGAGCCUCCCUCUGUGUGCAUGGUUUGGGAGCAGGAGAAGGAGCUUGCAUUCUGAUGCGGCGUUGGAAGCCAUAGCCAAAGCUUCAGAAGACAAAGUUCCCAACUUGGUUGUCUACAACUACCCUACCUUCUCUGGAGCAUUCUCCACCCUCUUUGCUCACCUCUUCCACAUUCGUCACAACCUCCCUGCCCUCAUUUUGCCCUUCUCUUCGGUUCCAUUUCUCUCUCUCAGGGUUGAAGAUUUGUGCAUUGAAGGCCUUGAGACCUGCUACCUGCUUGAUUUUAUUCCACCAAAAGAAUUUAUUUUCAAACUUACCAAGCAAUCAAAAUGCAAGAUUAUUGGGUUUGAUCACCGAAAAUCGGUGCUUCGUAAUAUUCCCUCUGCUGACGAUCUUGCUGAGAACAUUAUGAUUCAUGUUAACCAUGAGAAGAGUAGCUCAAGUGCUGUUUAUGAAUACUUUUCGAGAAAAAGUGCGGACAUGAAUUCUGAUGGUGUGGUUCCAAGUUUAGUGGACUCGAAAGACAAGGAGCAUUUGGAGAUGAUUCUUAGCUAUAUUGAGGAUGGAGAUCUUCGCCGAUAUACCUUGCCUAACAUUAAGGCCUUUAACAUUGGACUGAAUGAAUGGCGGGAAAAGCUUAACUACAUUUCCAAUCCGAACAUGUAUAAGCAGUUGCUGGAGUUAAGUGCUGAAGGUUUAAUCGCUAAAGGAAACUCACAUGUUUCAUCUCGCCAGAAUGCUGCAAGUAAACUGCUGCAAAAGGUGUUUAGGGUUCGGUUGGGAAGAGGAUUUUAUGGAGAGUGCCUGGGUGUUCCGGCAGAUGGGAACUCAAACUUAAGUGAUGAAAUUGGAAGACUCCUUAGUUUGAAAAGUGCUGCUGCUGGUUUGAGACCCAUAGGAGCUGUGAUAUUCAUGCAACGGAAUAAUCUCAAAAUGUGCUUGCGGAGCAUGGAUAGGGUCACUGAUACCUCUGAAGUUGCAAGGGCCUAUGGUGGAGGUGGUUCCCCAAGUUCAAGUUCCUUCAUAAUAAGGAUGGAUGAGUACAACCAAUGGAUUUGAGUGAAUUGAUCCUGAGCAUUCCGGUUGAGAUCAACAGUGACAGUAUGAUGGCUGGUUUACUUGAUGUAAUUUUGAGAUCAUCUGGCACGAUUAAUGAGAUCCGUUUACAAGACAGACGAUGCUUUGACAGGGACCUUUCGAAGAUGAUACUGACCCUGUCUUCCAGCUAGAUGCUCUUGCUUCCAUCUGUAUAUGAAUGAUAUUGAUAAUGACAAUUGAUAUGCUGUGAAGGGAAAGGGUUUCAUUGCAAAGGACGUAGGGUUCAAGAACACGGCAGGCGCAGACAAGCAUCAGGCGGUGGCACUGCGAUCAGGGGCGGACCAAUCAGUGUUCUACAGGUGCUCCUUCGAGGGUUUCCAGGACACACUGUACGCCCAUUCCAACAGGCAGUUCUACCGCGACUGCGACAUCACCGGCACCAUCGACUUCAUCUUUGGCAACGCCGCAGUGGUC
Molecule: messenger RNA, 1975 nt
Organism: Arachis stenosperma
Lineage: Eukaryota; Viridiplantae; Streptophyta; Magnoliopsida; Fabales; Fabaceae
Exons: 11
Coding region: 431-1522 (363 amino acids)
Source: RefSeq, a predicted model, not a curated record